Messenger RNA from Cydia fagiglandana, 3565 nucleotides. It is a transcript of the gene Pdcd4, whose product is annotated as programmed cell death protein 4. NCBI's taxonomy places the organism in Eukaryota, Metazoa, Arthropoda, Insecta, Lepidoptera, Tortricidae. The coding region runs from base 193 to 1542 and encodes 449 amino acids. The record is from RefSeq and is a predicted model, not a curated record. The transcript has 9 exons. Gene Ontology annotation, biological process: negative regulation of DNA-templated transcription. Gene Ontology annotation, cellular component: cytosol; nucleus.
AUUUACCAAACUUCACACCGGUGUGCGCUCUCAAAACAAAUACGUGCUCGCUGGAACCUAUUGUUUAUCAGUGCGUUAAAAACACGUUUUAUCUUAGCGUUUCUUUAAAAUAAAUCCAAAUAAACUCCCACUAGUGCUGAUUGUCGCUAAUAAGAACCCUCGUUUAACCCGCGUCAGUUAUAUCUCGCCACAAUGGAAGUCGAGCCCAUCGCUUCCGAACUAGAAAACGUGGCGGCGAGUGAUACUGAUAACGCGAAACCGGCUGACGAGGGCGCCGGGGACGCCGCGACGUCCCACUCCGAGCGUCUGAAACGCCGUCAUAGGAAUAAGAAGCUCGCAAGAACCAACAGCAAGGAGGGCGGCGUUAGCACGCCGACGCCGCUCCCUAGAUAUCGAAGCUGGAAAAAUAGCCGCAGACCGCGCAAUGGCCACGGGCGCGGGCUGCCUAAAAAAGGAGGCGCCGGCGGCAAGGGCGUAUGGGGAGCCCCGGGCUCCGAACUCCUGGAGGAGUACAUGGAAGACGAGAAUGACCCCAACUACGACUCGGAAGCCGUAGCCAAUGGAGACAUCGAGUUCAAGCAGGUCAUAGUGGAGGCUGACCCUGAGGAGAUCAUUCGCAAGUCCGAGCCAGUGAUCCUCGAGUACUUCGAGCACGGCGACACCAACGCGGCGGCCGAGGACUUCCUAGAGUUCGUCACCGCCAAGCGGAGCCACCUGGUCUGCGAGACCAUCAUAGAGACCGCUUUGGAGCAUAAGCCGAGCCACUGCGAGAUGGCUUCAGUCUUGGUGUCGGAUCUGUAUGGAAGGGUGUUCUCUGCCAAGGAUAUCGCCUUAGCGUUCGAGCACCUGCUGGAGAAGCUGCCAGAUCUAGUGCUGGACACGCCCGACGCCGCCGUCCUGCUGUCCAACUUCAUCGCGCGCUGCGUGGCCGACGACUGCCUGCCGCCGCGCUUCGUGUCGCAGCAGCGCGACGCGCCGCUCAACGCCGCCGCCAGGCAAGCCAUCCACCGAGCCGAGACGCUGCUCUCCAUGAAGCAGGGUCUCGUGCGACUGGACAACAUUUGGGGCGUCGGCGGCGGCAUCAGGCCAGUGAAGUCCCUGAUCCGGCAGAUCCAGCUCCUCCUGAAGGAGUACCUGACGUGCGGGGACCUGGCGGAGGCCAUGCGCUGCGUCCGCGAGCUGGAGGUUCCGCACUUCCAUCACGAGCUCGUCUACGAGACUAUUUUGCUCGCGUUGGAAACAGUCAACUCCUCUGUGGAAGAACAGCUGUGUACUUUCCUGGCUGAACUGAGGCGAUGCGUCAUCGUCACGCCCGACCAGAUGGACCGGGGCUUCCUCCGCGUGCUUGAGGACAUGUCGGACAUAGUGCUGGACGUGCCGCUGGCCUACAUCAUGCUGGACCGCUUCCUCGAGCGCUGCCAGCAGAAGUUCAAGCUGGGCGACGUGGUCAUCAAGCGCAUGCCGAGCAGAGGGCGCAAGCGCUACGUGUCGGAGGGCGACGGUGGCGCCAUCAAGGACCACGCGCUCAAACUGCGCGAGUAAACUGCGCUCCGCCGUCGCACACACACACAACACGUACACACACACACACACACACAUAUACACACAUGGGUCAUACUGAAGAGAUGCUGAUAAAAUUGUAUGCUGUUCCAUGAAGUAAAUAUACACGGUGUAACAUGAGGAAACCGAAUAAUUUUAACAGCGUAUUCCUGAUCAUAUUUAGAGACAAUAAUGUCCUAUAAACUUUUUUGAAAUUCGCCUAGUUUCAGAGAUAAUAUUAAUAAAAUAAAAACAAGUUUUUAUUGUUACAUAGUGUAAAAGGCCUUUUUGACGGUGAUGUUGCUGCUAUGGGUCGUAGUCUAAAUAUCCUUAUUGAUAGAUGUUAAAAAGUGACAAGUAACACUUUGCAAAAAGUAGAUUUUACGAAAAAAAAUGUUAAAACGGUUUCCUCAUGUUACACCGUGUAUGUGACCCAUACAUACACAGUUCCUGUACGAAGCGAUGUGGCGAAAUCAAAUUUUGUACCGCUUUUAUAGACAUUUAUGCCAUUCUCAACCAAAAGGGUCGGUUGUCAAUAAGAUGCUAUUUCCAUAUAGCUUCAAUUUGAAAUCAACCUUGUCGACAACCGACAAUGUGGUACCUUUUGGGUGAAAACGCAAUUUAUGCAUACUGUUCUAUAGUACUACACAAAAGUAUAAAUAGCACCUAAAUGUAGGCAGAUGAAAGUUUUCAGAAAUCCAAAAAUAUCAUCAAAAUGUCUAAUUUUGACAUAUGUACAUUCAAAUGUAUCUCUCCGUGUGAAGUGAAGGCCACCUUUUAUCUACCUUCGCCAACGCUCGGUCAAUUAGGCCCACUUGCACCAACCCACAAACCCGGGGUUAAGCGGUUAAACCGGUAACCUAAUGUCAAAUUGUACUGGUAACCAUGGCAACUCCAGGUUUAACCCUGGAUUAGUAGGGUGCAAAUGGCCCUUAGAGGUACGUAAUAAAGGCUCUGAUGACCUGUCCAAACUUGAAAAACUAGAGAUUUCUGUUAUACUUUCAUCACCUAAGGAUGGUAUUCCACCUGUCAAAUAUCUUUGUCCAAUGUGUAUUGCGUCUCACAUUCUUCUUAAUGAGAGACUGACAGGCCUAUUCGGAUUUCGAGAUAAUCACAAGAUCUAGAGACGAUUUAGAGAGAGAUCAACAAGACCUACAUUAGAUAUCGACUGCAUGUGACUUGGAUAUCUUACUCAUAACUUGUCGAAAUCGUUCAAUCGGACCUCCAGAAUCGCGGAAACGUCAAAUUUGACAUAUCUAUCUUACAAAUAUCUUUAAAUUAUCCAAAUCGUAACUUGUUGAAGUCUAGUAGAAAUCUAAUUCAUUUUCCGAAUCGAGCCGUGAGACGCAAUGAAAUUGGACUGGUAGUACCACCCUAACUAAGAAGUACAAUCCACACAGCAAACAUGACAAGCAAUAUGAAUAGCGGUAAUUUUUAAUAAAAGCCUAACUGUAACGUCUAAAGACAUAAAAUUUAAUAAUAUAUAAUAUUACUAUUUCGUUGCGUAGUGGAUGUAAGAUAUUGUAUCGCUUUUUGUAAGUGUGCGUGUCAACUUUUUAGCGUUACUCGUUGCCAUGGUUACGGUUGUCCAGGGGAACUCGUGAAAUAGUGAUUAUAUGGUAUUAAACUCUUAACAGUGUACGUAGUUAUGUCAGUUAUAAUAUUCAACUCUAUUGACAGUUAUUAAAGUUCAAAUUUAAACAAUUUUUUUUUAUGGCCUGCAGCAACUUAACAGUUAAUCAAACAUAUUUGAGGUAUUUAUAAGAACUUGUUACAACAUUUCGUCGGGUGACAAGCAAAAGUCACUAACUAACACCAUUGAAAUUAUUGGACAAUAAACCGUGUUACAAGUGUAAUAAAGUGCAUUGUUACUUUAAUUUUUUGAUAGAACUUAGUGACUUUUGCUUGUCACCCGACGAUUUCUUCUACAGAUGUAGUGCAUAAUUGUUUUCCAUCGUAUUUUCUCGGAAACGUUCGUACCGAGACUGGCUGUAAUAGCAAGACACGUUCGUAUGUUUCCGUGAAA